Molecule: messenger RNA, 869 nt
Organism: Balaenoptera musculus (blue whale)
Lineage: Eukaryota; Metazoa; Chordata; Mammalia; Artiodactyla; Balaenopteridae
Exons: 1
Coding region: 405-869 (154 amino acids)
Source: RefSeq, a predicted model, not a curated record
GGUCGCUCCGAGGCGCGCGCAGGCGGUCCUCCUUCGCUCCGUUUACCUGAGGGACCCGCGGCCACCCACGGCCGGCGCCGCAGCCCCCCAGGAGCCCGGCCCCGAGGUGUGAGGUGAGCCCCGGAGCGUGCGGCUCCCCCGUCCGGCUCAGCGGGAAGAGGGCUCGGGGAGUGUGGGGACUGAGGAGGUGCCGCCGCGGCUGCCCGCUCCUCUGUCUAACCCUAUGCCGAGGAGCCACCAGCAGCCCCGGCAGCUCCUCCUCAGGGAUCGUUAUUCUCGUCGCGGCCAAAACAAAAGCCUUGGGUGCCGGGCUGUGGCGGGGUGUCUCGGGGCUUCUCGGGGUGGGCGGCGGGCCGGCGGGGCGCGGGGGAUCGGGGUUUGGGGCUGGGGGUUGAGGCGGACAGAUGCUCGCGGACAGGAUUAACCCUCUCGGUCCCGAGCUCGCGCUGGGCAACCUGUGCGAGUGUGGCCCGCGUUCCCCCCGCGCCGCCCCCGGCCCAGCCCUCCGCCUCGGUGGGCGCCGCGGGGGCGUGUGGCGCUCCGGGGCCGCCCGGGGCGUGGGUGGAGGACGCGGCCGCCGGCUGGGAGGACAAUGUACCGAGGGCUGCGCGUCGGGGCGCGGGGGUCCGCCCGAGACCCGCGUCGAGGCUUCCCCGGGCCCGGGCGGCGUCUCAGCAUCUGACCGGCCUCCUGUUUCCAGUCCUAAAAGUUGUUCCCUCCCAUCAGUUCGCAAAGUCUGCUGCUCCCUCCCCGAAGCUUCCCCCGCUGCCCGCUUUGAUGCUCCGUGUGUUUGCCCUGGGGUACCGCGGGGCAGCUCAUCCAUAGCCUCUGAAAUAAAGCUGCUGUUAAAAUACUUCAAGACGUUUUAG